GUCUUGUCUGCUGUGGCAAGCAAAAGACUUGAGGUAACUUUUGUAUGAGGAAGUGGACGAACAUUCAAUGACCAGAAUGCUAAACACACAUUGGCUUGGAAACGCUGGCAACUUCUUCAUGCUGUUUCUUGUUACCAGUGCUAUAAGCAACCUUUCAUCCGAGGAAAUGAGCAACAGAUGCAAUAGUAAAACUGUGAUACCUGAAAUGGAUAUCUUCUCAAGUCCGCCAAACCGCAAAUUAAGAGUAGGUGCAGAUAUUAACUUGACUUGCAUAGCGUGGCCAAGGAAUGACCACCAGCUAUAUCCUAGGAAAUGGACCAAGUAUAUUCAGUGGUAUGAUCCUCAGGGUAGCCCAGUUGGAGCCAAAUGCCUGCAGGGUACACCAAGAGUCAAAGAGCUACACUGCAUAUUAAUGCUCAAGAGGUCGACUAUGGAACAGUUUGGAAACUACACUUGUGAGGCUCAGAAUUAUUAUGAGGGAUACUGCAGGCAAAAAGUUGUCGAAAUUGAGCUUCAAGUUUUCCUGGCACCAGAGAUUGUGGAGGAUCCUAAGAACCAAACUGUUCAUGCUGAUUUCCACGCAAUCUUUAACUGCGCCGCCAGAGGUCAUCUCAUGCCGUCUAUCACGUGGAUGAAGAACGAUGACGCACUUGUUGUACACUCUAACCUACGGACUAAAGUAGCUAAGAUUUUCCUCGACGACAAGCAAAUUCAUAGCAAACUGGUAGUAAAGGGUGUAAUGAGGGAAGAUAAUAGAAAAUAUUACUGCUUUGCAAUUAAUAGUGGGGAGGAAGAACCAUCAAAGCCUGUAUUCUUGUCCACAAAGGAUCUAAGUGAGACACGUGCUCUAUAUUUCCUAUCUUGGCAUUAA
Pocillopora verrucosa is the source of this 871-nucleotide messenger RNA. Lineage: Eukaryota; Metazoa; Cnidaria; Anthozoa; Scleractinia; Pocilloporidae. The record is from RefSeq and is a predicted model, not a curated record.